CCAUCCCUCUCUCUCUUCGUGAAAUCCAUCCCUACCCCAAAUCCAUCCCUCUCUUCAUCUUCGUCCGUGUCCCCUUCAUCUGGGUUAUGGGUGGCAGCAAGGCAUCUUCCACGAGUGAAGUUGGAAACGGCUUACCAAGAUGUGGAUGCAAUGAAACCAUGAAGUUGUUGGUCUCCAAGUCAAUUGAAAACCCCGGUCGCAAAUUUUGGAAAUGCAGGAAUAAUAUGAAUGGGUGCGGUUUAUUUUUGUGGGAUGAUUUGGUCAGUGAGUUUGUAGUGAAAGAAACCAAUCCGUCCGGAUGCCGCCAAUGUGAAGUCAACAAGGCUUAUUUGAUUGAAUUUGCUAAAGAGAUUGUUGAGGAGAUAGAUUGCAGAGUCGGAAAGCUUAACAAGUUAGAAAAACUGAAGAAAAAGAUUGCAAUGGAAAAGAGGAAAAAUUUAUGGUUAAUGUUUGUAAUUGGUCUGUCAUGGAUGUUGAUAGCAGCAAUGGUUAAGUUAGUCUAA
This is a messenger RNA of Lathyrus oleraceus (garden pea), 503 nucleotides long. RefSeq lists its product as uncharacterized. NCBI's taxonomy places the organism in Eukaryota, Viridiplantae, Streptophyta, Magnoliopsida, Fabales, Fabaceae. The record is from RefSeq and is a predicted model, not a curated record. The transcript has 2 exons. Bases 87 to 503 code for a protein of 138 amino acids. Gene Ontology annotation, molecular function: zinc ion binding.